UUUUUUUUAAAGGACUGGCUGUUAACUUUAAAGUGUAUGCAUUUUAGACAUAAAGAAAGCAAACAUGACUGUAACAAAAUAAGACUGACUUAUAAAGCAUAUUUACUGACUUUUUUUGUCUUUUUCUUUACAAAAAUAACAUGCUUUUUGAAACAGGGUAGUAUUGAAACAUUAAAACAGCUAAUAGCAACAACUAUUAUUUCCAACACUUGCUUCUAAUUGUUUUGUAACUGUUUUACUAUAGUUGGUAUAUAUUAAGGACAUCUCAUUUCUGUGUGAUACUGCUAUUCAUAGUUCUAAGCAAUCAUUUACUUGACCUUUCUUAAUGGACUGUUGUAUAUCUAACAGUUUGCUAUGGUUGAGUGAUUAGGGUGUAUGUUUUAGGGUCUUCUUUAGUGAGACACUCCUAUGGCUCCUGACUUAAGAUAGCUUAACUUACCCCUUUUUGACUUCAUAAUGGUACAGAAGUAGGAUGUAUUCAAUAGAUGAGAUGUUAAAUUUAGAAUUGUGACUUUUUUCUUAGGCAGCAGUGCGUACUCUUGUAAAGUGUUGAGAAACAAUAGCAAGCACCAUUUCCAAGUCAGCCACUCUCUUGUUUAUAAACAAUGGUAUUUUGCUUUGUGCUCUGCUGCCAAGCUUGGUUUGAGGCUUGGUUUCUUAGGUAUUUUAAUAGUAUUUCCACCUUUUGUUACUAUGUUUUUCUAAGUCCUAAUGAGUUUAUCAGAACAUAACAUCAAUCAUGGAAUAUCUGUGUAUCUUUAGAAAACUUUGUGAUUGUUUUAUUGGAAGGAAAGAUCUAAAUCCAAAGGUAAAAACAGUGUUAAGCUUCAUUUAUCCAUUCACAGAAUGAAUAUUUAAGGUAUUUUAAGUAAGUUUUAACUAGGCACAUAUGUACAUAUUGAGAAACAGGCAGGUGGGCUUGCUACUGCUUUCUGAAAGUUGUAGUCACUUACAGACUUUCUGUAGUUGUUAAGUCCUACCCUGUUUCAUCCAUCAAAAUAGUAAAUACCGUAUUUUUUUAAUAGCUUGCUAAUUUGACUUGUGAGAAUAUUAUCUUUUUAUUUGUCUUCUUGUCAUUCAUAGCCUUUAUGGUUUUAGGGAUAUUUUUGUGUUAUUAGUUACUUUGAGUUUAUUAAAAACUAAAGGUGGCUAACCAUCUUGUAACUGUUCCAGCUUAUUUAUAUUUUAACUAUGAUUGUAGCAUAAAUUGUAGUAUAUUGGAGUUUAUAUUUUUAUGAAAGCAAAAGGAAAGUCUGUAUAUGGCAGUAAAUGACAUUUAAACAAGAUACUUUAUCACCCCUGUGGUAGGCAUCUGGGAGGUGAUCCAGAACUACUUCUCAUUAACUCAGUGUUAAAGAGAACACAUAUUUAGAUUUAGAAGUGUGAGUUUUUAUAAUAAGAUUUUGUUCAUAUUAUAAAAGUAGUAAAUUUGGUACUUUUACAUAGUGUGAGUUAGUAAAUAGUGGAUCUUUAGGAUGUUAACUGAAGAUAGCUGUAUACCUCUACCUUUGGGGAAGCCUUUAGAAGUUUUUACAUGGUUUUUACUCAUGUUCAGCCAUAACUAGAUAUUUUGCUAUCUUAAACAUCAGUAGUUGAUUAAUCUUUAAUACCAUUCAUAAUUCUAAACAAUGGAUCUAAUAGGCAGUAGCCAACACCAGCAGAAAUUCUUACAUUUUGACUAAACAAUGUUAUAGUUACUUUUUAAGGUUGGUUUGUUUUUCCCCUUUGUUGCUAGAGUAUUUAAGGAUAAAGGAGGAAGAAUGCAGACCUAUUCAAACUUGGUAUCAUCAGAAAAGGACAGUGCAUUGAUUUGGAAAUGGGACUCAUUAUUGCUCUCACACUUACCUUACUAUAGAAAUUUUCCAUCUUCCUGCCUAGAGAUUUCCCUUACCCAUAUAGUGAAGAGCUGGGUAUUGUAAAGCAUGGAUCUGUGCCAAACUUUAUGUUAAAAGUCUCAUUUCCUCAAUGCUUAGAGCAAGCUAUGUGAACUCUGCAGAAGAGAGAAAGGGACUGUGCAUAUGUCUUUGUUUGCCAAUCUUACUUUAUUAUAAAAUACCCGAGGUACUCCUCCAGGUCUCUCACCUGGGAACUGUGAUUCAAUAGGUCUGGGACUGCAGUGGGACCUGGGAAUCCAUAUUUUUGGUAAGUUCCCCUGGUGAUUAUUAUCAUUGGGCAAGUGUGGGUAAUGAUGACUUAAAUAUCACAAAACUCACUGUCCUACCUCAUUGAUAUAUUAUUUAGUUUGGUCAUGGUUAUGUGAUGUUGAACAUAGUAAGUUGAGCAUGUGGCUAAGAGCAAUGUGAGCCUGGAGAACAAUCUGCUGUAUUCUUGGUUGGUUACACUUGUUUAAACAUACUUCAUUGUGAGCCCAAGGACCUGGUGGUGAGAUUCUCAUGUAAGGGACCUAGUUUUAGUAUAACUGGGGGGAAAAAAAAAACUGCAUUGAAUUUAUUUUAUCUUUCCUAAAGAGUUUUCCAAGAGAAAUGAUGAUGUAAUGUGGUGAUUGUGGCUCCUCUCUGUUUUUAAAUGUUUCAAUUCUUAGCUUUGUUAUUUACCUCCUGACAGUCUGGGAACUAAAAGUGACCUUUGACAUUGUGUUAGAAAUUGAUUUCCAGAGAGUAAACUGCAAAAAUACUUUUGGUCAAAGUCAAACAUUUAUUUUGGUAUUGUUAGUUUUAUUAAAGUCUUUCAUAGAAAUUUUCUUUUGCUAAUGGUAGAAACUAGUAUUAAGUUAAAGAAGUAAAUAUAAGUUAAUGGUAAAUCCACAAAAUACUUUUUGAUAAACCCUCAGUUUUUAUUAUAAUAUUUUGGAUACUUAACAUAUUUGUGCUUGGGAAUUAGAAGUGCCUUUGUUCUGGCUUCAGUAAAAUUUUGAAGGGCUGGCUUAUAGUUAGGUUUCUUGGCUUGGUUUUAGAAGGUAGUCUUCUAGGAUUAUGUUUGCCUCUAAUGUAGGUAUGUGGUUGCUGGAGGAAGAGACUGCUGUCGUAACUGAGUCCUUAAUUCUGAACAGUUCCCUGCUUACUGGAGCCACUGAAAGGCUCCUCAUUGGUGAGAGGAGGCAUCGCCUUUUUCUUUAAGAUGGAAUGUAGUUUAACUCAGCCACAAGAGAUGUUUGCCACUUGGUGUCUCCUUCCUGGUUCUGCUGAGAGCAUGAGAGGUGUGCAUAGCCCCUCAUAGCUGUGGCUACAGCUCCAUCUGGCAGCACUAAAUAGCUGCGGAGACUGAGAGCUCCUGAACAGAGCAUGUCUGUGGUAGCCUCUGGGAGGACAUGUAUGCUCAGGACUCUAUAGAGCUACUAACAACAUCUGGUAUCCAGUUUAAAAAACACGAGGAGGAAGGAAUUGAGACCCAAUACUUUGCAGAACUUCUUAUGACUUCAGGAGUGGUUCUUUGUGAAGGGGUCAAAUGGUUAUCAUUUCAUAGUGGUUAUGACUUUGGCUAUUUAAUCAAAAUCCUGACCAACUCUAACUUGCCUGAAGAAGAACUUGAUUUCUUUGAGAUCCUUCGAUUAUUUUUUCCUGUCAUUUAUGAUGUGAAGUACCUCAUGAAGAGCUGCAAAAAUCUCAAAGGUGGAUUACAGGAAGUUGCUGAACAGUUAGAGCUGGAACGGAUAGGACCUCAACACCAAGCAGGAUCUGAUUCAUUGCUUACAGGAAUGGCCUUUUUCAAAAUGAGAGAAAUGUUCUUUGAAGAUCAUAUUGAUGAUGCCAAAUACUGUGGUCAUUUAUAUGGCCUUGGUUCUGGUUCAUCCUAUGUACAGAAUGGCACAGGGAAUGCAUAUGAAGAGGAAGCCAACAAGCAGUCAUGACAUCCAAUAGUCUUUUUAUUUUCUUUUAUACGAAUUACACACAUGCUUGUACAUAGGUUUUAUCUCUGGUUGAAACCCUUAAAUGAUAGGCAAUACCUCCCCUCCUUUUGUAGCCCUUAUUUUCUGCUUUCAGUACUAAGUAUGGCCUUUCUUAGCUGUGAUCUUAAUAAAUAAAAGUACAUUCAGGUUAAAUCUGGCCUUAAUUUAAUAUACUUCUUAUCAAGCUUGUGUGACAAAGCUACAUUACUGAAUAAUUUGAUAAACUUUGCCUACUUGAGCUUGGUUUUGUUUCCCUUUUCCUAAAUUAACUAGCAUUGACUGUAAUUUAUUUCCCUGUUUCAUGCCUCUCCCUCUAUUCUGCAGUACUUAUAAUUAUUUAAGAUUGUGGACCAUCAAGUUUGCACUUUAGAGAGUGAUUCCAAUCCUCUAUUUUUAUCAGAAAUUGUGGUUUUUCUUGCUCUUAGCUGGAAAAAUGACCAUCUGCCACUUUUUUACAGUAUUUGCUUGUUUUUGACAUUCAGAGUACAGCACAUGCAUUGUGCAAAUUGUUGAUUCAGCAGGACUAAGAGAAAAAGACAAGGAACUACUGAAGAGCCUAGUAACUACUGUUUCUGUGUGUAGUGUUUAACCUUCCAAGCACAUCUCGGGUCUGUUGGUUUCUAAUUGGCAUGCAUAGGCUGCUCUGUGACUGAAGACUUGGAGACCAGCUUUACACCCUUCAGGAAGAAGCCCUGUGAUUGGACGUUUACUAUCUGCCAGAAAGUUCAAGAUGGUGGAGCUCCAGUUGUAUUUUAUGACAGCAACGCCUCCCUUGGUUGGCUUCCUUUUACUCCAUCACUUUUACCCCUACUGUUUUAUUUUAUAAGCAUAUUUAUGAUGUUCUUGAUUUGUUGACUACACAAAUCAAUUUCAUUAAAGUCCAAAGAUAAGUCUUUAGGUACAUUUUAUAUCAAAUUAAAAAAGCAAAAAAAUGUGAUUUCAUAGAUGCUACAAAAAUAAAUAAUGGAGAGAUUUGGUGCAAAACAACAAAAUGCAAAAUAUGUAUAAAUACACACACAUAUAUAUAGCUAAUAAAUUACCUGAGGAGUGUAAUGCUUGUUUAUUUUUUGUGUAUAUCUUUGCAAUCUAUUUUAUAUAUAUUGACAAGAGACUGUGAAAUAUUUAGCCAUGCAGAAUAUGUGACCAGACCAGAGCAUGUGUUGGAAGAUUUUGGUGAUCAUUAACUCUACCCUGAAGUGAUGGACUACAAGUUGUAAUGUGUGUUAGCUACACUUCAGUCAAUAAUAUCAGCAAGUCUCCAAAUGUUAGCAAUAUAGUUCAUUUCCCUUGUACAUUCGAUAUUCAUGAUACUAAAAUGCUGAAACUGGGUGGUCCUUUUUAAACUAAACAUUAUUUGCAAACAAAGGGUAUUAUUUGUUUUUAAAGCUUUUGUAAAUAAAGGCUUCAGAAAUGUUUUCUUACGUA
Molecule: messenger RNA, 5272 nt
Organism: Peromyscus leucopus (white-footed mouse)
Lineage: Eukaryota; Metazoa; Chordata; Mammalia; Rodentia; Cricetidae
Gene: Cnot7
Product: CCR4-NOT transcription complex subunit 7
Exons: 5
Coding region: 3269-3808 (179 amino acids)
Cellular component (GO): CCR4-NOT core complex; CCR4-NOT complex; P-body
Molecular function (GO): nucleic acid binding; poly(A)-specific ribonuclease activity
Source: RefSeq, a predicted model, not a curated record